This is a messenger RNA of Acanthoscelides obtectus, 375 nucleotides long. The record is from the annotation of a GenBank genome assembly. Lineage: Eukaryota; Metazoa; Arthropoda; Insecta; Coleoptera; Chrysomelidae.
AUUUCUAUGGUCCAAACUGGAUCUACCACAUUCACCCUCAGCUUGAGCAUCUUCAACGUUUUCCGUAAUAUCCUCUUCAAAACGCUUUUUGAAGUUAUUGUUCAAGCAGCACUGACACAUCACAAACAGUACCGCUGGGGAUGCAAAAGCGACUGUGUUUUUGAUUGCGAGCCAAGUGGGAUCAAGAUGGUUUUCAUCGACUUUGGAAGUCGUUAAGCCAGUUGCAUUCAACAUUUCGUCUUCCAUUUCUGAAAGACAUUGGAAACCUGUUGUUGUCGGUAGACAGGAGUUUGGAUACACCUUGUAAUAACAGAACUUGUCGACUAACUGUUCCACAUAAAUGUUGAAUGUUGUCAAUGCACGCGCAUAUAGGUG